Molecule: messenger RNA, 1302 nt
Organism: Vanessa atalanta (red admiral)
Lineage: Eukaryota; Metazoa; Arthropoda; Insecta; Lepidoptera; Nymphalidae
Exons: 11
Coding region: 1-1302 (433 amino acids)
Biological process (GO): proteolysis
Molecular function (GO): serine-type endopeptidase activity
Source: RefSeq, a predicted model, not a curated record
AUGGCUCCUAGAUCAAUUAGUGUAGCGACGAUAGUACCAACGAAGAUUAACCAAAUUCUUCAAAGAGCAAACAUAAGUGACGUUAAUUCAAUCAUAAAUGGAUCGAGAAGAAUCUUAAAUGGAGAAGAAUCAGGGGACACUAGACCGUAUAUGGUAUAUUUAAAACUUCCAUCGAGUAAUUUAAAGUAUCAAAAUUAUCGGCACUGGCUCUGCGGCGGUGUGAUCAUCCACGAAGAGUACAUUCUCACAUCAGCCGCCUGUAUUGAAGAUGCGAAACAUUUUUACGUCGUGUCCGGCACAUAUAGACAUAACCCAGAAGACGAUCGUCUGAACAACGCAUGUAUAAAAAACGGAGCAAAGAAAGCAAUUUGGAAAUGUAUUCCAAGAAAUUACGUAUUCGAUGGUCACGAGAAUGACAACAUCAGAUGGAUGAACAACGAUAUAGCUAUCGUCAAAGUUGAGGACGAAUUUGAUUUCACGAGACGAAUACGAGGAUGCGACUUUAUACCAAAACCUAUUUGUUAUAAUAACCAAAGCAGUAGAUAUGAAAACCCUGGCACCACGGCCAUAAUCGCUGGAUGGGGUUCUACUGAGAAAUAUAAUGAUUGGGUCAAUCGUCGUAGUCAAUCAACAACUCAACAACUUUUGGAAACAAAUGUGGUAUUGAUUUCGAAGAGGCGUUGCAAACAGCGUUGGGGUUCUCGUUACCACAAUAUUAUUGACAACUAUAUGAUAUGUUCCAAGGACAUGUAUGCAAAACUAAGUGAAGUUUGCAAUGAAAAAUACGUCGAAUGCACAGAUAUAAUGUACUCGGAAGAAGAUGAAGGGACACGGCGAGUACUUGAUCAUGAAAAAUUAGUUCUACAUUCAGCCUACCACAAUGAAUCUGGAAGUAGACGAAAAUCUGGCGGUGGUGGCUUCUGUGAGAAUGACCAUGGAGGUCCGUUAAUUUAUGAAGACGGUUCAAACGCUCUUGUUAUCGGGAUUAUAUCAGCUUGUCUCGUCAAGGAGCGCACGAACAAGUGCUAUGGGCCGUUCCUCUACACAAGUGUCUAUAAGAACAGAGUUCUCAUCAAUUGUGCCAUUUACAAAGAUGUCGGGAACGAUUGUUCAAAAUUGUUUCGAUCCGGUAACUCAUACAGAGAAGAACAUAUGAAUUGGUCAGAUCAUCCAGAUGGGCCAGCUUUGCACGAAGAAGCCAAAAUGAGAAGAAUAGAAGAAAAUUCAAGAACUGAAGUUGUAGAAACAAUGACGCAUAGAAACAAUGCGCAGAUGGGCAAAGUAGCCGACCACCACGUGUAG